ACAGUCAGGAUGUUAGACUUGUAUUUUGUCUAUUAGUUGUGACAAACAGGAAGCACUAUUGUUUUUGCCUCCCCACUGCCUUGCUAGUGAUAGAGGAAAUAAAAAUGUCCUCGCUUGACAGAGUAAAAGUAUUAGUCUUAGGAGAUUCAGGUGUUGGAAAGUCGUCUUUAGUUCAUCUGUUGUGCCAUAACCAAGUAUUGGGAAAUCCUUCAUGGACAGUUGGCUGUUCUGUGGACGUCAGGGUCCAUGACUACAAAGAAGGCACGCCAGAGGAGAAGACCUACUACAUAGAACUGUGGGAUGUUGGCGGAUCUGUGGGAAGCGCCAGUAGUGUUAAAAGCACCAGAGCCGUUUUCUACAAUUCAGUUAAUGGCAUUGUUCUAGUUCAUGAUCUUACAAACAAAAAAUCCUCCCAGAAUCUGUAUCGCUGGUCAAUGGAGGCUCUAAACAAAGACUCCUCUCCUACAGGGGUCAUUGUGUCUAAUGGGGAUUAUGACAGAGAGCAGUUUGCAGAUAACACCAUCCCUCUCCUGCUAAUUGGCACUAAGUACGAUCAAAUCCCGGAAAACAAGAGGAACGACGUUCUGACUCGCACCGCCUUUCUGUCUGAAGACUUCAACGCAGAGGAGAUUAACUUGGACUGCACAAAUCCUCGCUACUUUGCUGCUGGUUCAUCUAAUGCUGUAAAACUUAGCAGAUUUUUUGACAAGGUUAUAGAGAAGAGAUACUUCAGCAGAGACUUGAGUCAGAUGUCGGGCUUCACAGACAGGAAGCGAUUCAACUUCAAAGGUCUUCACUACGACUGAAGGUAAACAUUUACAGGUGAAAAUGUGUAAAACAGAUGAAGAUGGAGCCAAGGACCCCUUUUAAACACCCAGAUGAGCCACAUAAUACUUGCUGAUACAAAAUACUUUCUCCGUAUCUGCUACAAAAUGGCAAUGAUUUAUCCUUAACAAAAACGAUUUUAUAUUGUUACUAAUUAUUUUAAUUUAUGCAGUUUUAUAAAUUUGCAUAUUUGCUAUAUUAGCAAUCUUGUACUUUUGUAACUAAAGUUCACAUAAAUAUAGAAACAUAAAUAAAGCAACCUUACCAUUGCAGCACUCUUACUGUAUCUACUCAUUACUUUCUCAAAAAAUGCUUAAAUGUCUCCAUCAGUAAACAAUUGAUAACAAAA
Molecule: messenger RNA, 1174 nt
Organism: Tachysurus vachellii
Lineage: Eukaryota; Metazoa; Chordata; Actinopteri; Siluriformes; Bagridae
Gene: rabl3
Product: RAB, member of RAS oncogene family-like 3
Exons: 9
Coding region: 105-806 (233 amino acids)
Biological process (GO): intracellular protein transport
Cellular component (GO): endomembrane system
Molecular function (GO): GTPase activity
Source: RefSeq, a predicted model, not a curated record